Molecule: messenger RNA, 894 nt
Organism: Iphiclides podalirius (scarce swallowtail)
Lineage: Eukaryota; Metazoa; Arthropoda; Insecta; Lepidoptera; Papilionidae
Source: the annotation of a GenBank genome assembly
AUGAUAAAGUCACAAAGGGGCAAGCCGAUGAUAAAGAUUGGCAAUAACACCUUCUGCCACAAGGUCACUCACAAAAUGAAGACCACUUGGGUAUGCUCCACGCACAAGAACAAAGCGUUUGAAGUAAUACGAUCGCGCAAAGGCAACCCCUUAAUAAGAAUGGACGGCUACACUUUUUGCAAGAAGGGCAGUUCUGGCGUCAAGACCAGGUGGUCUUGCUCUACGCACAACCAUAAAGGCUGCUCCGCGCUGAUACACACCGUUGUCGAAUACGUGAAAUCCCGACGCGGCCGCGACCUGAUACUCCUCGGCGGCUACACGUUCUGCUGUCAGAGCUACGCCGGACGUCGGAGGCGGUGGGUCUGCUCCACCCACAACCACAGGAAGUGUCGCGCGGUGGUCCACACCUACGACGACCACGUCCUAAAGCUGGCAGUUUAUCUAUUGCCCUUCAUCAGUAUUAUUCGAAGUCACAAAACACGCAAUAAAACCGGGUACUAUUCGCAACCCGAGGAGGAAGCGGGCACGUCAAGUGACAUCGUACGCCAAUUUCCAGAUACGUGCGAGUAUGUGCCAUCGAGGAAAACCGGCCGAAUGAUGAUCAAAGUCGGCGGCUACGUGUUCAGCCAGCGCUCGUCGACCGGCGCCAAGAAGCGCUGGGUCUGUUCGACCCACGUGUUCAGAGGCUGCCGCGCCCAAAUUUACACCGUUUACGCGGUCUUCGUCCACUCGAGGACGGGGAGGCCUAUGGUGCUGUUCGGCGGCUACACGUACAGAAUACACCGGGCGACGCCAACGAAGACCAGAUGGGUUUGCUCCAGCCACAAGCACUGCAGGGCCUGCCUCCACACGAUCGACGGGGUCAUCGUCAAAGUUUGCGACGUCCAUACGCAU